AUGGAAUUUUUAAAAAAUUAUUAUACAAAAUCAAAGAGAAAUGUAUAUAUUAUUAUAAAAAAAUUAAAAAAUAUUCUGAAAAUCAAUGGAAUCAAGAGAAGAGAAGUUUGAUAGAAGGGAAAAACUGAAUCUUCCUGAUGAUAGCGAUAUCAUGAUAAUUCCAAGCUCACCUCUUUUUAAGAAAGACUAUAAAGACCUAAUUCUCAAGUCACCCACCUCUUUGAGAUCAUCUUCAUCACCAUACUCAUUAAGAAAACGAAAACCCAGCGCUAUUGACUUGCUGGAUAUCUCUAAUGUCACUUUAGACGAAAAUCUUAAUUAUACCCAUUAUUCGCCCAAAUGAAGAAACAAAAUCUCAAAUUCAAAAAAUUGCCAGUUUAAAUUAGAUGAGCUUUCACCACAAAUAAACUUGGAUCAGUCGUCUUGUAGGCUAAAAUAUAUUAGCGGCAGCCCUUUAAUAACUCCGCUGAGGGGAAAUAAUGUAAACACAGCAAAUAAAAAGAGAAAAUUUUCCCCUUAUAAAGGUGACAUAGAAUGGAAAGAAAAUACCUUUUGAUUUCGCUUGGCUAGAUAUAGAAAGGCUACCUGUCGGGAUCCGAAGAUCCUUAUUCCAUUCCAUAAUGCUUCACUCGUCUGCUUCGCCGACAAUCGUCUCACGGCCUUCAAAGUCUUGCUCCUAUCAGACAUGGGCAUAGAUGUACUCCCUGAUAGUCGUAAAGAUUAGGUCACUGUGCCAUAUAUCAACGGGGUUUGACUUCUAGAAAAUUCGAAAAACAAAUUUUCUGAUAACCUGUCGGCCAAGAUGAAAAUUCGUAGUCCAGGACACAACACCGGUAUCGCGCUUGGGAACGUUCUCGAUAGACCAGAGAAACCUAAAUGGUAUUUCUGGGACUACUCUUUAAAACUCCGAACUCUAUCUUCCUCCGUGGUAAAAACUUGAUCUGAAUGUGAGCCUGCUGUCCGCCAAUCCAGACGUUGCUCCACAAAACUAGUAAAGCCUUACCAGAUACACAUAGCGAACGCCAAAACUCCCUUCCACAAGGUCCCUGGGUCUCUCCAGCCACAGAAUUAGGAGGUUGGGUUACUCCAUUUUUUACGUUAUUAGAAAGAAAAUACAAAAAAAAUUAAAAUUAAUGAGAUUUCAAGUACGGAUAGCAAUGAAAUUAUUGACUGGCUUGUUUAG
Blepharisma stoltei is the source of this 1183-nucleotide messenger RNA. Lineage: Eukaryota; Ciliophora; Heterotrichea; Heterotrichida; Blepharismidae. The record is from the annotation of a GenBank genome assembly.